Molecule: messenger RNA, 5067 nt
Organism: Pomacea canaliculata
Lineage: Eukaryota; Metazoa; Mollusca; Gastropoda; Architaenioglossa; Ampullariidae
Product: delphilin-like
Exons: 31
Coding region: 511-4386 (1291 amino acids)
Molecular function (GO): protein binding
Source: RefSeq, a predicted model, not a curated record
CUCCCUGUCACGUGAUACUUUGCAGACGACUUUUUUCUCGAGCGGGCACACAUGUGAAAGAAUAAUACUCGUUUCUGUUUCUGACAUUUCCUGCCUGCGUAGAUGUGACUAUAGGUGUGGACUGUAUACGCAUUCAGAGGCUUGAUCGCGGAGGAGGUCAUGAAAAAUUGACAACAUCGUGGAUGGAUCAAUACGUUAAUUUUCUUAUUUCGUUUUCUUGGAGGGUACACCUGUCAGUGAAGUGACUCACGCGCUACUUUAUGCAAAGGCUGCCAGAAGGGCUCAACAAGUGCGUCACAAAGACCAUGAUGAGUUUUGCCCUCUUCCAGCAGGAUCGUGAAGCAUAUUAAAUCAAGAUUUUUAAAGAUACAUGACUGAACAAUAUAUGGAUCUUUUUGCAAGUAAACAUUUACUGAGCAGAAAUAUUUCAUCACAAGAGCUGGAGCAUCGUGCAAAUCUGCUUUGACGAUACAGACCAGUGGACACUUAACCCUAUUUCCUUCGCCAAGGAUGCCUUUAAAGUUUCUACAACGCGGGGCCAAAUGGCCCAAGUCGUACGGCUUUGAGAUUUAUGGCUCAGGACCGACCUACGUCGUGUCAGUAGAGAAAGGAAGCACAGCCUGCCGCGCCAACCUGAGGCCCGGAGACCAGAUUCUAGAAGUGGAGGGUCAAGAUGUGACUACCAUGUCGGCAUCUGCGGUCAAGAACCUGGCCAGAGAGAGUCGGACGCAACCACCAUCUUUAGAGGUGGUGUCAUGUCUGGCGCGCCUCAUUUUGGAGCCUGUGCCCCUCUCGGGUUACGGUUUCAGUGUUCUCAAUGAACGUCCUGUGGUUGUGGGCUCCGUCGACUUUGGUGGUCCAGCGUACCAAGCAGGCCUUCGAGUUGGUGACAUAAUUCUGGAGGUGAACGGCACUAAGCCAGAAGGGGUGGAGACAGUGGGCACCAUUCUGUCGCAGCGGUCCGGCCGUCUGUCCAUGUUGACCAUCCCCGCCGGCCGCUUGGGGAACCUCGUGCUCGUGGACAAGAGACUGAACCAGCUCCCGCCCUCUGACCUCCGCGUCCACCGUGCGAGAGAUCUAUAUGAGAAGUUGGCCAGUGUGCUGGGGGAUGAUUACGACAGAAAGAUGGCGGUAGUGGCUGUGCUGAAGCAGUACGCAGAAGACCGGGACAUUGACAUCCUGUGCAGGUCCCUGGCAGCCAUUCUUCAGACACCACACCAGCGUACUAUCAUUCGUUACAUCAGAGCGCUGGUGAGCCCCAACCAGCGAGCGGCGUUCGACGAAUUGCUGACUUCACAGAUCUUAUCCCCAGCCCACAGCAACAGGUCUGGUCACGUGACGCCAGUUAAGACGACUCAUGUCAUCGGGGUCAAGAAAGUGGUGCAGGUGCUGAGAGAGAACGAAAGCUUUGGUUUCGUUGUCAAGGGAUGCAAUCCUGCCUUCAUCGAGUCUGUCGAUGAGUUUGGCCCAGCAGACCGGGCAGGGCUGUGUCCUGGAGACUUCAUCGUCAAGCUAAACGGCCUUGAUGUCAGGCGGUGUGACCAUGACAGGCUGGUGCAGCUAUUGCAGGAUAGCGGCUACUCACCAACCUUGCAGGUCCUGCGCUGCCGCGAUGACCAGCAGGCCGUGCUGUCUCCUUCCAGCAGCCUAAGCUCUUUAUCAUCGUCAUCCUCAGAGUCCAGUCAUGGCUCUGACUUUCUGCCGGAUGAGGACGUCCACGUCGACAGCGAUGGCACCACGUUUUCUGAACGAGCUCAGUAUCUGCUGACUGCACGUGAGAGAAACCAACUAAAGAAAGCGCUGCAGUCGUAUGAACUGAACAGGGAUGUUAUUUCUCUGCACGCCAGUCUGGAACCGGUCUUAGACACUCCGUCAAAAUGCAUUUUGUGGAAGUUUAUCCUUGUUUGUCUACAAUCACACCACCGGGACUACAUCCUUCACCGAGUCGACCUACCCAGAGAGGUCGUGACAGAGCUUGUAAGCGGAGAAACAAGAAGCUUCAAAGACCACACUAUCAAGAAAGAAUACCUCGGGAAACGUAUCAUCAGCGGCGGCGGCGGCGGCUCCUCCAGGCACCUGGACCAGACGUCAUUUCAACGUCAUGUGGAUUUCUUACUAACGUCCACUGAGCGCGUGCAGUUCAAGAAAGCACUGCAGGCGUACCAUGAAAAACAGGACAUCAAGCGUCUUGCAGAGGUGAUGAACCUUCUCUUGGACACGCCAUCCAAGCGCAUAUUAUGGCGCUAUGUGAUACCCCGCCUGUCCCCUGCUCACCAGGGAGUGGUGAGAAAGACCCUGGACAUACCCGACUCCCACAGUGUAUCAGGUCUACCCUUGGCAGCUAUGGAUUCUUACAUCGGUUCGUUUGACGACGACUCUCAGCCGGUGGAUAAGGCAAAGAACGUGGAAGAGGACAUUUUGUAUGGCGUAGAUGCAAAAAAUGCUGACAGGGACGAUGAUAUCACCUCACUAACUUCGGACGAAGAAAGUGACAUCAGUGAAGUUUCAGAACUGUCCUCCGAGAGAAACACUGCGACAGGAAGGGAUCAAGGUCUCAGCAGAAUCGUCAUACGAUCAGGUGAGGACCAGGCCCACAUGCGAGAACUGCAGAUCACGCGCCAGGCCGUGGAAGAAGCCAAUCAAGCCGUAAAGAGUAAAACCGAAGGCAAAGAAGUCUUCAUUACCCACAGUGACGAUGAUGAAGAUAACGAUAGCGAUGAAAUGGACUAUCUAAAAUCAAGACGGUAUGUAACGAUCAUACCCGUCGGCUACCCGGGCUUCAGUCUAGACCGUCGACCAUUUUAUAGCAGGGAAAUGGACCAGGAGGAGUUCUUCAGUUUCCGCAAGGGGAUGGAGAUGACGGUCGCAGACGCUGAUUCCGGAACGCGCGUGUUGAGGAGCACGCCAGGUGUUAAGAGGUCGCCGACCGUAAGCCCGCCCUCAGUGAUGAGGGGAAAGGAUGCCAGCAGUUCGGAGAGCGAGGAGGCAGACCAGAGUGUGACCAGGCAACAGACACGAACAAAGCGCUCAACAGAAACAUAUGGCCAUGGAGAGAGGAAGGUGUUGAAGGAGCUGGAGGACGUGAUGGCCUCUGAAAUCUCGGACCUCGAUUCACCCUCGCAGCACCAGCAUCACCGCCAUCAGCAACCCGUCGCCAGCGAAGACACGGAGGUGGACAGCACAAGACCACCUGUUGUACCUCCCCCUCCUCCACCUCCACCCCCACCACCAGGUGGGCCUCUGACCUCCGGCCAAGUGGCUGGGCAACACAUGAACAUCAAACGCAUCAACUGGGAAAAACUGGACAACAGUCACGUAGAAAAUACUGUAUGGGAGCAGAUGUGUGAUCAAGAUCUGUCGGAGGUUAUCCGCUACUUGGAACUCGAGAGCCAGUUUAGCACGAAGCCCUCGAGAACGAGAGAUCUUGGCAAAAAGAAAGAAAUCUGCAUCAUGAGCUCCAAAAAGGCAUACAACAUUUCCAUUCUGUUGGGUCACUUGAAGAUGACAGUGGCUGAAAUCAAGCGGGCCAUCUUCUUAAUGGACGAGGACACACUCACGCCAGAGCUUUUGCGUCAGCUCAUUGCAUAUUCACCAAGUAAACAGGAGAAGUCUGAAUAUGACGCUUUUAAAGGCGAUGUUGAGGACCUUAGCAAACCCGAUCAGUUUGCUUACGAGAUGAGCCAAGUAUAUGCCUAUGAACGGAGGCUAAUGGCUCUUCUUUUCAAGGCUUGUUUCAGAGAGAAAAUAGACGAAAUGAAAGAGAGCCUGCGAAGCAUCCGAGUGGCGUCAAAUGAACUGCGACACAGUAAAAGACUUGCACGUAUAUUGGAGUUAAUCCUGGCCAUGGGGAACCACCUGAACAAGGGAAACAACCGCGUCGGAGAGGCCGCAGGGUUUCGAAUCACCUUCCUGACUCAGCUCGACAUCACCAAGACAGCAGACAGCAAGUCAACAUUUCUGCAUGUGCUGACAGAUACCAUCUAUAAAAAGUUUCCCGAACUUCUGGCGGUGAGAGAAGAUCUGGGAGCUGUUGCUGUAGCUGCCAAAGUCUCUAACCUCUCUUUGAAUGAGGAUAUGCAGGAGCUCAAGAAAGGCUUGCAGGAUGUUUCAACGACGCUGGAAGAGAUAGGAAGCCACUGCCAGACAACCUCGUCCAUCGACCAUUUCCCAGAAGUGAUAGGCCGCUUCAUUGCCCAUGCUUCAGACGAGAUCCAAAGUAUCUUCCGACAGCAAGCCACUGCCAUGCACGACUUUUCCACAAUGGUUUCUUUCUUCGGAGAAGAUCCCCGUCUUGUCACCACAAGCGACGUCUUCUCAAUUUUUCACGAUUUCAUCGAAAAAUUCGAGAAGGCACACCGACACAACGUGAUCUACAGACGACGCUGACUUCCCGGCAACCGCAUUAUGUCAGUCUACGCCGCACCUCUAGGUGUUUCGCUCACGGAUGCAGCCAACAAACACUGCGGGUGGAGCCUUGCCUACUCGGGUAUUCUGCUUUCUCACGCCACUGGCUUCGGAUGCCGACCCUCCCUCCCUCCCCCCCCCCACUCCCAUCGUCAGACGCAGAUUGUAGUGUCCCCUGUCAUGACGAGUGUCCUCUCUCUUCCUGGCGUAGGAGUAGGAGUGAAGAAUAGUACUAAAUUGUACUAAAAGACCCUAUCCUACUUCAGAGAUGAAUAUAGUGUUUUUCAAACGCUGUCACAAAUUAAAAAUGCCCCAGAUGUUUGUAGGUUAAAGUACCGUGGAAGAAAAACAUUCUGGAGAUAAGAUCAUUAGGGAGCGCUGGGAAAACGUUCUCAUGCGAGCAAUGAGCCUAUCAGCCCGGGCAGCCCGCAGAGUAAGGCCGCUGGGGCAUGUCCGCCUGGCACUCGGUUUCUGUCGACAGACAGCUUCAGAGAGGCUGCCUCGCCUGACUGGCGAGGGCAGAACAUUUUUUUUUUUUUUACAGCCUGACCUACAUAUUACAUACCAGACCUCCUUUGGCGACCUCAUAACCUAAUUUGCUUUUCUCCCUGGUGUUUGUGUUCAAACUAGCAAGAAUUUAUGUAAUAAACCCUUGGAGUUCAG